UCAGUGGUUCCGCACAACAAAGCGCAACCUUCCGGAAAAUUCGAUACAGCUUUCGAGAAUGAGGACAUACGUAAAUUGAUCCAAACUUUCUCGUAUCUUCCUGAAUCAAAACGAAAUCGUCAGCGUGACGCAUAUACCAGUCUAACAUCCUCUCCAAAAACAUCCCCAGGACCAAGCUCGCCCAAGUUCAAUGGCGACCGCAUCGAUUUCAGGAGGGCCAAGUCUUCAGAUAAUGACAUAAUAGGCACGACACUAGUCAGUAUACCCGCCGACCAACCCAGUAUAACCGUGUCCUCGCGCUAUUUUCCGACGGGGACUGAUAUUCCACCUCAAUGCCUUACGAAUUGCGAAACACCUAAUAGAGCAAAUGGUAUACCCGCCGGCUCGCUGGAUUCGUCGGCGCCACCAGCUUAUGACGAUACAGACUGGGGACAAUUUCAAGCAAGAAUUGCGGCUGCCCCGGAUUCGGCCACGUACGAGGACUUGUUAUUACUCGAAGAGUUUAGUGGCCCGGCAGGACCUUCAACUCAGUCGACAGACGGAGAGCGAAUCUUUAACGUCUCCAUCGCACUUGUAGAAGUCAUCAAUCGCCGAAUGAAUAAAGAUGGGAAGGCCAAACUAAAGCUUGCUGUCGCUGGAACAAGAGUCGACAA
Acaulospora colombiana is the source of this 653-nucleotide messenger RNA. The record is from the annotation of a GenBank genome assembly. NCBI's taxonomy places the organism in Eukaryota, Fungi, Glomeromycota, Glomeromycetes, Diversisporales, Acaulosporaceae.